AUGUUGGUUCCGCCGGACAUGAUGGCAGCGCAAAUGCGUAUGGUUCAUCAAGUGAACAAAUAUUGCAACGAACGAGUUCAAACUCGAAAAGGACAAAUAAAUAAGACAAUACAAGAAGUCUGCAGAGUUGUGCAAAAUGUCCUCAAAGAGGUCGAAGUGCAAGAGCCGAGAUUCAUCUCCUCGCUCACGGAUUACAACGGGCGUUAUGACGGUCUCGAGGUGAUAUCGCCGAACGAGUUCGAGAUUGUCAUCUAUCUCAACCAAAUGGGAGUACUUAAUUUUGUCGACGACGGAACACUGCCAGGAUGCGCGGUGUUGAAGUUGAGCGACGGCAGAAAACGCUCGAUGUCACUCUGGGUUGAAUUCAUCACCGCUUCCGGGUACUUGUCAGCCAGGAAGAUACGAUCGCGAUUUCAGACUUUAGUGGCACAAGCAUGUGAUAAGUGUUCAUAUAGAGACAGCGUAAAAAUGAUAGCUGACACCACAGAAGUAAAAUUACGUAUACGUGAAAGGAUUAUAGUGCAAAUAACGCCGGCGUUUAAAUGUGCAGGUCUGUGGCCGCGUUCAGCGGCGCAUUGGCCAAGUCCCCAAAUUCCCUGGCCACAUCCUAAUAUUGUAGCCGAAGUUAAAACCGAAGGAUUCGAUAUGCUUUCAAAAGAAUGUGUGGCUCUCCAAGGAAAAAAUUCUGCCAUGGAAGGUGAUGCCUGGGUAUUAAGUUUUCUAGAAGCAGAAAAUCGCCUCUUGCAAGGCGGGUGUCGUCGUAGAUGCUUGAGCAUACUAAAAACAUUACGUGAUCGACAUCUAGAUUUACCCGGCAACCCAGUCACUUGUUAUCACAUCAAAACAUUGCUUUUAUACGAAUGCGAGAAGCAUCCUCGAGAAAUAGAAUGGGAUGAAUCGUGUCUCGGUGAUAGAAUUAAUGGAAUUUUCCUUCAACUAAUCUCAUGUUUGCAGUGUAGGAGGUGUCCACACUAUUUUCUCCCUAACUUGGAUUUAUUCAAGGGACGAUCGCCAACGGCUCUUGAAAAUGCUGCCAAACAAGUUUGGAGGCUAACGCGGAUUAUGCUAACAAACACACGUUGCUUAGAAGAGCUGUGA
Ctenocephalides felis (cat flea) is the source of this 1098-nucleotide messenger RNA. RefSeq names its product protein mab-21. The coding region runs from base 1 to 1098 and encodes 365 amino acids. The transcript has a single exon. NCBI's taxonomy places the organism in Eukaryota, Metazoa, Arthropoda, Insecta, Siphonaptera, Pulicidae. The record is from RefSeq and is a predicted model, not a curated record.